Molecule: messenger RNA, 1858 nt
Organism: Vanessa tameamea
Lineage: Eukaryota; Metazoa; Arthropoda; Insecta; Lepidoptera; Nymphalidae
Product: kelch-like protein 10
Exons: 4
Coding region: 105-1844 (579 amino acids)
Molecular function (GO): protein binding
Source: RefSeq, a predicted model, not a curated record
UUCACUUUUUCUAGCAUCAAACUUCAAAGUAAAAACAAUUAAAGUGCCUAAAAUACAAAAGGUCUUUUAGUUACAGCUAUACUGUACAUAUAAAUUAUAUAAACAUGGAAGAAAUUUAUUUACAAAUUCGUGAUAAAGUAUUCAAAGUAAAAAAAGAUGUUUUGUGUGAACAUAGCGACUAUUUUCGCGCAAUGUUUAGCGGAAAUUAUGUAGAAAAUGAACAAAAACAAAUAUGUAUCGAUAUGUUAGAUCCCAACACAAUGCAUAUCAUUCUGCAGUACAUGCAAAUUGGUUUAAUAGAUCUUUCUGUAUAUCCUUUGUCGACAAUUAAAGACAUCACAAUUGCAGCAAACUUUUUACAAAUAACAGAGUUAAUAAAGCAGAUUGAAUACACUUUAGAUAUCGGAACAUGUGCAUCAAAUUGGAUGGAGACAAUGGAUAUCGCUGAAAUAUCCUGUUUUCCAAAAUUGGAAAAAUUUUGUGUGGCUUUCGGAUUAUUUUCUUUUAAGUCCAUGAAGCCAGAGUAUGUUCUUAAUAUACACAAACUUGCUUGGUAUUUGUCCCAUCCUUAUUUAGACUCACAGAGUGAAUUAGAAGUUUUUAACUUUGGCUUGGAAUGGAUAUUCCACACUGAAACUGGAGCUGAUGCGCUUCUCGUUAUUAUUGGUUGUUUAGACAUGAAAAAAGUUACAACUCAAGACUUGGAAGAAAUAAAAAAAUGUAUGAAAGGUUUUGAAAACAGUUUAGCGGCUAAAGUCAUUGAUCUACUUUAUGAUUUGUCCGUUAAUAAACUUGAUUUAUCAGAAACAAUUUUAAACAAACAGAAAAGUGAAUUAUGUGAAAAGUUCACACAGAGAGUUUGGACUGAAACUUUAGAUAUUAUAAAGGAGAGUAAGACACGAUGUUUGCAGUACACACCAGUUAUACCCUUAUGGCUUCUUAAAGAUGGAAAACCAGAAUUACUACCACAUUCUAUGUACACUUAUUAUCAAGGUAGAGGUUUUGAACAAUGGUUAGAAGUUGCUGACAAAAAUUUAUGGGGCUGGAGUGUUGUAGCUUGGGGCUUGACAAAACUUGUAAUAGUAUGUGGUGAGCAUGGCCGUGGCACGGGUAUGUUUAUGAGAGAUGUUAAGGUUUAUGACACACUCAGGAAAGAGUGGACCAGACAUGGUGUUAAUCUACCACAGAGAAGACAUGCAGGCCUGGCAGUUAUUGGAGAUUCUCUUUACAUUGCCGGAGGUGUGGGUGGGUUUAGGGUAGUACUAGAUACAGCUAUUGUAUAUGAUUUAAAACAAAGAUCAUUCAGAAAAAUUUCACAAAUGCCAGAUGCUUUACAAAAUCCUGCACUGUGCUCACAUAACAACAAAGUAUAUGCUGCAGGACAGAAAAGUAUAUAUUGUCACGAAGAUUCAGGCACCUCAGACUUUUGGAGGAAAGUCGUGGAUACAGAAAUGAGGAUGAGUUGCAUCAGAUCUUGUAAAGAAUACAUUUAUUGUAUACAAGGUUAUUUCAGUAACUUAUACAGAUUCGUGCCAGGUGUUGAGAAGAAUUUACAAUUGAUUACCUAUUUUUCUAGUCUUCCGGCAACCAUAUGCAAUUUAGGUGAGAUACUUUAUAUAUUUACAUGGACUAUUUGCGGACAAUGUGACGUUUUAACAGUAGAAGAAUUCAAAGCAAAGCACACAGUCGAAAAACCUAAGGUUCUGUUCACACAAUCCGAUAAUUGUAUGAGGGUUAACGAUGUAGCAGGAUCUUGUUCAUUAGUUAUGUCAGCACCACCAUUGUAUAAAGAGCUUUCAAAAUAUCACAAGCGAUAUUUAGCAAGGUAUCCUGAUCCUGUAUGAAUAUAAUAUCUACA